Molecule: messenger RNA, 753 nt
Organism: Paramecium tetraurelia
Lineage: Eukaryota; Ciliophora; Oligohymenophorea; Peniculida; Parameciidae
Exons: 1
Source: RefSeq, a predicted model, not a curated record
AUGAAUCACAUAACUUUGAGUUGGUAACAAAAUUUGGUUUAAAUACUUACAUAGUAUAACUGCAAGAAUGAUUAGAUCAGCAAUUCAAACAAACCAUUAGAGGAGAUCUUUUAAGAGUUUAUCAAGAAUUACAUUAAAAGAACUUAAUAAAGGGAAUUUUAGCAUAAUUUGAUUACCUCAAGAAUAUUGAUAAUCAGUCAAGAGAGAAUGUAAUAAGAGUAGUUAUUGCAAACUCAGGGUUUUAGAGUGGACUAGAUCAAGGAGUAAAGGCAGUAAUUGCUUUAGAGACUAGAUUAAAGAGAAUCGGAGUUGUAAAGAAUAGAGAAGGUUUUAGAGAAUGGCAAUACAAGAAAAUUGAGUUAAAAUUAAUUUGAAGAUCUUUAAGAUGGAAUAGAGAUGUGCAAGGAGAAACUCCAACUUUUGUAAUAAGAAAACAUAGAGUUUACUAAGUUGGCUCAUUCUUUAAAAUAGCAAAACGAUUAAUUAAAAAGUCGUUAUUCAAAUGUAAACACUGUGUUAAUACAUGUAUAGGCUCGAGAGAUGUAUGAUAAAAAUUUAUCCACUUUGAAUGAGUUACAAUAACAAGGUUUGAAUCUAAAUUAUCGAAUGAUGAAAUAAAUUAAAAUAACCAAAGACUUAGGUCAACUAAAUCAGAUAGGAGCAAGUUAGACCAGGAAAUCAAAAUUUGAGAACUUCGUUAGUAAUUAUUCAUAAUUGGAGGAUACAUGUAUAACAUAAUUAAAUUCUUUUUGA